AUGAGCAGUCAUAAAAUGUGAAUUUUUUAAACUCGUUUCCUAAAAAUCUAUAGACGGAAACUCGCAAUGUUUCAUUUUGGUCGGUUGUUUGAAAACAAACAUGGAAUAUGACGAGAAGAAAGUAAGACCGGCUUCCACGAGAGCGUUGUUAAGGCAACAUGUGGAGGAACAGAGUGACCUUUGUGACCUUGUGGUCAAACAUGGACUCUGGUACAAGCGGUAUCACGCAUGUGUCCUGUGUGCUAGUCCGUUCAUCCAGGCUAUGAUUAGAAACAACUUUGAUGAAAAGACCAACGGGUGUUUGGAGCUGAAUCUUGGGUCCCCUGAAUCCAUCGAUAUGGCGAUAAUGUUCUUGUAUGGAAAGUGUCCCGAGUUGACUAUGGAAAAUGUAUCCGCCGUAAUCAAUCUGGCCGAGUUUCUGUUGAUUCCAAAUCUGAAAGCGUUAUGUACAAACUGGAUAAAAGAGAUCAAUGUAAGUGAGGACAACGUUGAAAAAUUGCUACAUCUCACAAGCCUUUUUGAUUUUGAAAUGCCCUCAUUGACUGAAUACAUUAGGCAACAUUUGACAGACUUGUUAGAAGGCAAUCAGUUACUGACAAUCACGGCUGAUACACUUGUUACUGUAUUGACGGAUGAAACCCUCUCUUUUCUCACGUCGGAUACAACGUUUGGAUUCCUUAUGAAGUGGGUAGAACUCUGCCCCGAAAAGAGAAAAUCAAAGCUCAGUGACAUACUUUCGUGCAUAGAACUGACAAAAGUUAAUGCUUCACUGAUAAAUAAGGCAAAAGAGGAUCAAAACUUUGAAGGAUUCGAAAGCUUAUUUGAAACCGUUGCUGGCGGUGAAAACACAGAAACAAUGCAGACUGUAUUGGUCACACUCAACGGAUAUGAUUACGAAGAAUUCUGGCUGUUUGAUCUUGAAAAGGAAAGAUGGUUCAGAAUAGAAGCAAGUAUUGACAGACAAUUCGACGAAGUAUUUCCGACCACAAUCAAUGAGUCCACUCUUUGUCUAGUGGAGACAUCAUAUGACAGAUGUACUGUACGUCUUCAAGAUUUUACAGCCGACCAGUAUUCCUGCACUUCCCUCCUUCUCACUACUUGUCAUGAUCAAAAUUCACAGACAUUCGAUGAUAUCUUUAUAUCAGGAAAACAUUGUUAUGUUGUUUCUAUUAAUUCUGUGGAAUCGACGAGGUUCGAAGAGGAACAAGUCCGCAUGCAAAACGCGAACGAGGAACAAUUGCGUCUGAUGUCAAUGCUGGGUGGUCCUAUCACGCUGAUGGAUGAUCUCGGAAUUGCAGGGGGAGUACACAAAUACUUAGAACAAAAACCUACCCUCUUCUCCGGAGCACUCAGCGAACAUGGUGAGCAAACAAUAUUGACACCACUGUUUUCGUUGAAUGUAAGUUUUGGUGUGAAAGUUGUUGCAAAUGAUGUAAAAUUAAUAGCGCUUUUUUCCGAAAAUGGUCAUUUCUUUUGCAUUUAUGACGAAAUUUCUAGUACGAUGAAAAAGAUGGAACUUGAAAUAGGUUGCAAUGAUGUGGUAAGUCCAUUCAAAGACGGGUUUGCUAUAUACAAUAACGAUAGGAUACUGUAUAUAAGAUCAAAUAAAGGUCCUCUCAUUGAAAGGAAAUUGACAGUUCAUGAGACAAUUCUUUGCGAGGACGGUUCCAGUUUGUUUAGCAGGUUUGCAAUAGCUGGAAACAAAUGGCUUCGUAUAAGAACAAAUUAUGGAAUAUUCCGCGAAGUCCAUUUCGAUUACACGUUUGAUGAGUUAGGAAGGAAGAAUCCAAACUAUGCCGAAUGGAAACAAAUCCCCCUUCCGAAUGAUUCCGUAGAUGAUCUUAUGGUUAGCAGAAUGCAAGAAAUAGCGAUUCCCCGCUCAAAACUGAAAUGUCAUGUGGAGUGCCCGCACUGUGUCCGUAUCAAACAGGAAAGACGCAGCACCAGGCGCUUUGCUGAGAAAAGCAGAAAUCGAGAUUGGAGCACUGAUGAUGACGAUUCUGAGGAUGACGUUGUCGUUGGAGAUUUCACCAGCAGCUAUUUUCAUGACAUUUAUGAUUUUUUUAAUCAUAUCAGUUCAGAAAUAGAGGACUCCAUAUAAGAAUCCGGGGUUAAAAUGAUCGAUAUUAUACGGUUGCCUUUUAGUUAUUAGCUUAACAACAACUGCAUGGCGAUUCAAAGAAUACCGUGUAUGUUUUUGCGCUCAACUUGUAUGUCAGUGGACCUGAACGAAGUUGAAUGUUUAAAUACUUUGAAAAUAUUCAACUUACAGCAAAAUUGCAAAUACAUGCAUUAAAGUAUGUUAAUAAUCGUUUAUAAAAUAUCAUGCAUAACAAUUAAUAUUGAUAACAAGUAGUAUUAUAUAAAGGUGCAACGUUUCAGAGCUGAGACUCAACGGUUUGAAGAAAGCAGUCAAGAUUGUAACUCAAGUCGUGGUUAAAUAUUGAAAUAUGUAUGAUUGAUUAGAUCUGCGUUAAAUGUUUAGAAGUUGUGUUUUGCAAUCUGACCAAAGAAUUCGAGAAUUCCCAUGCCUUAC
Molecule: messenger RNA, 2536 nt
Organism: Mya arenaria
Lineage: Eukaryota; Metazoa; Mollusca; Bivalvia; Myida; Myidae
Exons: 4
Coding region: 101-2101 (666 amino acids)
Molecular function (GO): protein binding
Source: RefSeq, a predicted model, not a curated record